AUGACCUCGCCGGAUGGUAUCACCAAGCCGACUACCUGGUGGCCUCUUUGGCUGUUUUCGAGGUUUAUGCGUGACUGGACUGUCGGUGCGCAUGUUUCUUGUGGUGUUUGUGAGGGUGAGACGUCUCCUGUGUGGUUGCGCAGUGCGAAGGAUACCCCUUGGUUGAAUGUGAGUGCUACUCUCGGCGAUGACGGGUAUGCCAAUGUCGCUGUGGUGAAUGUCCAUGAUACCCAGGAUCUGGAGAGCCGCGUUGAGGGUGUGUGCGGGGAUGUGGCAGUUUUCACUGUCACUGCUGCCGAUAUCCUGGCUACAAAUAUGGAGGGUGCCGAGGAAGUGCGCGUCCAGGAAUCGACCUGGGAUGGAAGUGGGAACUAUGCCUUCCCUAAACACUCCCUGACGCUGUUGCGAUGGAAGGCCGAGUGA
Penicillium alfredii is the source of this 423-nucleotide messenger RNA. Its product is annotated as Glycoside hydrolase superfamily. Bases 1 to 423 code for a protein of 140 amino acids. The transcript has a single exon. Gene Ontology annotation, molecular function: alpha-L-arabinofuranosidase activity. Gene Ontology annotation, biological process: L-arabinose metabolic process; polysaccharide catabolic process. The record is from RefSeq and is a predicted model, not a curated record. NCBI's taxonomy places the organism in Eukaryota, Fungi, Ascomycota, Eurotiomycetes, Eurotiales, Aspergillaceae.